This is a messenger RNA of Lepisosteus oculatus (spotted gar), 460 nucleotides long. NCBI's taxonomy places the organism in Eukaryota, Metazoa, Chordata, Actinopteri, Semionotiformes, Lepisosteidae. The record is from RefSeq and is a predicted model, not a curated record.
GUGGGAGUGUCCCUCGGCGGGCUGGGGACAGCACGACUGCGGACACAAGGAGGACGUGGCGGUCGUGUGCUCAGAGCACAAGCAGCUGAGGCUGUCCGGGGGCUGCUCGGGGCAGGUGGAGCUUUUCUACAACGGCAGCUGGGGCAGCGUCUGUAGCAACAACAUGACCGACCUCGCGGCCGCCGUGAUCUGCCACCAGCUGGGGUGCGGAGACGGCGCGGGAGUCGGAGAGACGGCGUCCAGGCUGACCGGCGCCCCCCGGUGGCUGGACGACAUUCAGUGUCGCCGGCAGGACUCCGCCCUGUGGCAGUGCCCGUCGUCGCCGUGGGGCCAGACCGCCUGCCGGGAUAACGAGGUGGCUGAGAUCACGUGCUCAGACCACAGGGCCCUGCAGCUGGCCGGGGGACCAGACGGCUGUGCCGGGAGGCUGGAGGUCUAUCACCGCGGCUCCUGGGGGACG